Zonotrichia leucophrys gambelii is the source of this 2465-nucleotide messenger RNA. RefSeq names its product methionine adenosyltransferase 2 non-catalytic beta subunit (gene MAT2B). Lineage: Eukaryota; Metazoa; Chordata; Aves; Passeriformes; Passerellidae. Gene Ontology annotation, cellular component: methionine adenosyltransferase complex. Gene Ontology annotation, biological process: S-adenosylmethionine biosynthetic process. The coding region runs from base 91 to 1095 and encodes 334 amino acids. Gene Ontology annotation, molecular function: methionine adenosyltransferase regulator activity. The transcript has 7 exons. The record is from RefSeq and is a predicted model, not a curated record.
CCCUGUGGCUCAGCCCGGGCGCGGAGCCGCGGUCGCGCAGCGCCGGGAGCCGCGGGCGCGGAGCGGCACCAGGCCCGGCCCGGCCCCGCCAUGGUGGGCCGGGAGAAGGAGCUCCGCAUCCGCUUCGCGCCGGGACGCUGCGAGCUCGUGGAGGAAGAUGUUGACGUUCCCAGCAGGCGAGUUUUGAUCACUGGUGCUACGGGACUUCUUGGCAGAGCUGUGUUUAAAGAAUUCAAUGAAAACAACUGGAACACAGUUGGCUGUGGAUACAGGAGAGCUCAGCCCAGAUUUGAACAUGUUAAUCUUCUGGACUCUAUUGCAGUUCAUGACAUCAUCCAUGAUUUUCAGCCUCAUGUUAUAGUGCACUGUGCUGCUGAGAGAAGGCCAGAUGUUGUAGAAGGUCAACCAGAUGCUGCUUCUCAGCUCAAUGUGGCUGCUUCAGCAAACUUAGCAAAGGAGGCAGCUGGAGUUAGAGCAUUUCUGAUCUACAUUAGCACAGACUAUGUAUUUGAUGGAACAAGCCCUCCAUAUAAAGAGACUGAUGUGCCAAAUCCCCUGAAUUUAUAUGGUAAAACCAAACUGGAGGGUGAGAAGGCAGUUCUGGAAAACAAUGAAGACACUGCAGUACUUAGGAUUCCUGUCUUGUAUGGGGAGGUGGAAAGACUGGAGGAAAGUGCUGUGACAGUUAUGUUUGAUAAAGUGCAGUUCAGUAAUAAAUCUGCCAACAUGGACCACUGGCAACAGAGAUUUCCUACCAAUGUCAAGGAUGUAGCAGCUGUUUGCAGACAACUAGCAGAGAAGAGAAUGUUGGACCCAUCAAUAAAAGGAACCUUUCACUGGUCUGGCAAUGAACAGAUGACUAAGUAUGAGAUGGCCUGUGCAAUUGCUGAUGCUUUCAACCUUCCCAGCAGCCACUUGAGACCAAUUACUGACAGUCCAGUUGUGGGUGCUCUUCGUCCCAAGAACGCUCAGCUGGACUGCUCCAAGCUGGAGAUGCUGGGGAUAGGGCAGAGAACACCAUUUCGAGCUGGGAUCAGAGAAUCACUUUGGCCUUUCCUUGUUGACAAGAGAUGGAGACAGACAGUCUUCCAUUAGUUUGUAACUUUUUUUAGUAAAAGUAUGGUAUGUGGCACUUUUUUAAAAGAAAAAAAAAUAGUUUUGUAUGAGUGUUCUUAAAUUGUGACAUUUAUGAGCUUUCAUUUAAUUGGGUAAACAAAUGGUCUUGCACUAGUGAAACUUAGCCUAAAAAAAGUUCAGUGACAAAAACUGAGCCUAUUUGAUGUCAUGGAUUUUUUCCUUCCAUUUAUACCAGUCUAACUUGCUAUCUGUUCUUGGUGGGUUGAGGUUCUUAGUAAUGAGUACUGUGUGAUGCUAAGAAUGACUCCAAUCACUUGCUGACUUAGUUUUGGCUGAAAUGUUGUUGAUGCUUAAGGUCUGUGCCAUUGUUGUAUAUACCAUUUCUCUUCAUUAAAAGACAUGGUCAGUUACUUUAUCACCAAAAAUCUGAGGUUUUUGUUUUUAAUUUCUGAAGAUGGUGUUCUUAGGGAGUUAAGCUGAAGUAGGAAUCCUUAAAUGUUUGUUUUGCCUGAGCUCUGAUCAAAAUGUUUUUUAAAAAAGUGAAACUUUAUUUUUGCAAUUAUCAAGUGUACUUUUUAUGCUUGAAAUAUUUUCAGAAUGUUCUGUACAUUGAAUGCCUGCAGCUUUGUAUUUGUACAGUAAGUUGUAUGCAUUUGUUUUCAUGUGACUUAUAAAAGCUUGGGGAGGGUGGGGACAGUGAGCAACCAAUAGUUUUCAAUUGGGCUUUUUUUGGGUGGGGGAUUGGAGUUGAAGGAUUUUAUUUUUUUCUGGGUGGUUGUUUGUUUUUUUGUAUGAAAGCACAAAAUAUCUUGAUCCUUCCCUUCCCUUUUUGGGGACAGCAUUUGCAACUUGUUAAAUUAAUGGAAGAUGUUUGUUAGUCAGUACAUGGGAGAUGGAGAGGAAAGUGUUCAAUAAUUUGUAGCACAGCAGCAGCUUUUGCACAGACUGUCAGACCUGGCACUGCAGUAGUCUAAUAUAAGAGAGUCUUUAAAGCUGGACUCAAUAGCCAGGUAAUGUGGAGGAAGAACAUUGUAAGGCUUUGCUUUGUUUUGAAGUUGUAGAAUCCACAAUAUCAAUGUUCUGAUAUUGCUAGAAGAUUAUUAUAAAGCUAGUAAAAGGUCCAGUUGGAUGGUCAUUUGUUUUUCUGAGGCUGAAAUGAAGGGGAGGGAAAGAUGUUCAGAUUUUUUUUCUUUAAGUGUGUGGGGGAGACACAUGCAAAAAUAGACCAAUGAAGGUCUUGUAAGGGUGAGCUUUACAUUCAGUCAUUUCAUUUCAACUGGCAUAUGCUAAGCAGUCAUAAUCCCAAUCUGUUUUAGUCUGAAGUCCUGAUACACACAUGGUAACCUAUCUCCAAAAUGACAAUAAAUAUAUAUUGCCAGCAUGAGAAA